Temnothorax curvispinosus is the source of this 459-nucleotide messenger RNA. RefSeq lists its product as uncharacterized. Gene Ontology annotation, biological process: sensory perception of taste. The record is from RefSeq and is a predicted model, not a curated record. Gene Ontology annotation, cellular component: membrane. The transcript has 3 exons. Lineage: Eukaryota; Metazoa; Arthropoda; Insecta; Hymenoptera; Formicidae. The annotation marks the transcript as partial.
AUGACUGUUGGCAUCAAUAUCAGAUUAUUUGCCGACAGGCUUGCCAUCGUGAAUCUCCAGCGGUUACAUCGUUACCUUCACGAUGCAACAAAUCAUCUCACUUUUUAUUACAACCCACAGUUGCUUAUUUGGAUCACGUGUAUGUUAAUGGACAUUACAACUAAUGUCUUCAGCACUGUUUUUAAUGGAAAAGAUAUACUUAACAACAUGCUGUUACUUUAUAUCCCGUAUGUGAUACUAAUUUCAUCACUUCAAAUUAUUGCUAUAAGUCGCAUCUGUCAUUUGACAUGCAAUCAGGCGAACGUAUUGGCAAGUAUAAUAUUCUCGGCCGAAACUUCCGCAUUCAAACAUAGUAACUUUUCGACUGAAACAACCGAAUUGGGAGUAUUUCUAUGGGCGCAUCCGUUGCGCAUCAAAGUUUGUGGCUUGUUUAAUUUGGAUAACCAAUUUACACUUUCG